AGGUCUUGAAGUCAAAGAAUUUGUUAGUCAGCACUUCAGCUCCCAGACUGCCAAUGGCUCAGCCCAUCAGGGAAGAUAUCGUGGAGCAAGCUCCCAUGCCGGCGGCCGAGGAACUGCAGAAAACUCACGCGAAACUCCCCAAGCUGUCGUCGACGAAAAGAAGCAAUAGAGACAGCAUCGGACCGCUGCCGCCCAACUGGCGUCCUUCCUCCAAGGGGCAGACGGUGUCGCGGGCAGCCGCGGCAGCUUUCUGGGGCAUCACCCUGGAGGACGGCGGCUCUGACCUUGGAGAUGAAGAGGACUUCCAAGGAUCGACCGGUUUCCACCGUCGCUCCUCCCAAAAAGCGCAGACGGAGUUCCCCCUUGCGGCGCUGCACGCGGCGACCUCUGUGCCCUUGUCCGAUCUCAAGGAGGCUUGCGGCAUCUUCGGCCGCUUCGUGCGCAGCGACUCCGAGGACAUCACUGAAGCACACCUGGACAUGAAGGAUUUUGAGUCAUUACUCUGCCACGUGACUGGCGUUCAAGAUGCGUCGGAGCUGGCGCCGGAGUUUCUGAAGUCGGCCUUUCACACGGCAGAUCGAAAUUACACAGGUGAUAUCGACAUUUGGGAGUUUGUGACCUGGUACUCUGCCUUCAGCUUCUCUGAAGCCGUAUGCGUCAACAAAUUCGCCCGCGAGACACGCGAUGUGGCGAGGAAACAUGGCAUGAACAUCCUGAACAUCGAGCGCUAUAAGAAGGCCUUCGACCGAUACGACCUCAACAGCAACGGCGUCAUCGAGUUCAGCGAGUUCAAGAACAUCAUCUCGGAUCUGCUGAAGAUCCCCACAGGUCUGGACUUGCCCCAGGAACGGGUGAUGUCCAUGUGGCGCAACGCCGACAAGGAUGGCAGCGGGUCCAUUGACUUCGAGGAGUUUGUUGCGUUUUACGUCAAAGUCUUUGGUGACACCUUCGAGACGGACUUCGAUCCGGUAGCGGACUAUUACCGAAGUAUGCGAAGAAUACAAUGACAUUCAUGGUGGCGAUCUCACCAAUGUGAGUGUUACCACGUGAGGAGGGGAACAGCAAAGGCCUGUAGCGCCAUGAACAACACAACUUCCGGC
This is a messenger RNA of Cladocopium goreaui, 1100 nucleotides long. NCBI's taxonomy places the organism in Eukaryota, Dinophyceae, Suessiales, Symbiodiniaceae. The record is from the annotation of a GenBank genome assembly.